Parnassius apollo (apollo) is the source of this 1713-nucleotide messenger RNA. Lineage: Eukaryota; Metazoa; Arthropoda; Insecta; Lepidoptera; Papilionidae. The record is from the annotation of a GenBank genome assembly.
AUGGGUACCAGUACAAUGGGGAGCGAUCUACAUUCUGAUAAGCAAGACAAACUUUUGAAGCUGCAAGCUCGAAAGAAAGAAUUAGAACAAAUGCUAUCAUCUAAAAAUGAAGAACUAUAUAAGUUAUGCGUCCAAGAAGUUCAACUAACAGGUGUUAUGCCGCCCGAAGCUCCCUUAAGUCCAGAAGUGCCACAAAGAGAACGAUUGGGCAGUGUUCGAAGUACAGAGAGAUCUACGGAUGAUACUGACGUUCAAGAUGGGUCAGAAACAUCAUCACGCCGUAUUAGAAUCAUUCCUUCAGACCGUAUUACCGAUUCCGAUUCAAACACGCGUAAGAAUGUUUGCCAUAGAUUAUCCACUCCAUCUAUAUCAGGUAUGUCAGGGAAAAGUACACAUUCGAGACCCGUGCGUCGUCCGGAAACUAGUUGUUCAAACUUCUUUCCUUCACCCCCACAAGAGCGGAAUCCUGAAACUUUUUCUAUACAUACUUCUCACACUUAUCCUGCCUUAGCUGGUCGUCACGAUUCUGUGCCUGGUGAGAACAUUCAGAAUGAAUUGCAGCAGGGUCCUGUUUAUAGGCACCAUACUAUGUCAACGGAGUAUUCAAACAGAAUAUAUUAUAAUAAUCCUGUGGAGGCACAUAAUGUGUCUAGGUUAAAAGAGACUCACUUUAGUUCUAGUCAUCCCGAUAUUACUACGCACUACACACAUGGUGCAAUUACUCAUCAGCCUGUUCCACAACAAAAUGGCAUACGUAACACACCUCUUAUUUAUCAAUAUGCGUCACACUUAAAAGCUCAGAGUCACCAUUUAGGGGCUCUAGCUCAGCAUCAGAUGCAAAUGCAAUCUAAAAGGCGUAAUGAUGGUGUUCGUCGGAAUACGUUACAAAGGACCCAGACUUAUCACCUCACGUCACAUAGUGACUAUAAUCAGCAUUUAGAGAACAUGACAGAUUCAUAUAGGCCACCCCUACCCGUUUACCAACAUAGAUCCCAAAUGGAUGUUCAAGAACAGAUUUCAGAUAGAAUGCAUAUUCCCUUUGAAAGAUUGGUUGCAGUACCUAAUUCACUACCAUUGCGUGAAAGGAAUAUUAGGAACCCAAUUCAUAUGCAAUUACAAGUGUCUACGGAUGAUUAUGGAUUUGAUGAUAGAAAACAUUAUCCUGAUGCUUUGAGUCCUGUUAGUCAAAUGUCGGGGUAUUCACAAGGAAAUUUUGAUUCUGUAAGUAUGAACAAAUUUUCUCCACUCUCACAAGCCGAGACAAAAGUAAGAGAGAAGCAUUGGUAUGAGACGUCAUUGGAUUCACCUACAAAGCCUGAAGUGCCUCAAUUAAAGAAAACAUCAAGCUUAAAGCGCACUCCCAGCCUUGGUAACUCUCAGCCAUAUGAAGUAAUGAUUUCAUCAGGUAGGCAUUCAGCAAUGCAAAGUCCUCACUUAAUACCUCAUAGUUCACCAGUGCUGUCUCCGAGUGCAGUCUCUUUAGAGUCGCCCAAAAAUUUGACAGUUAUCGAGCAGGGUAAAUGCAUACCAUAUAGGGAAGAAACCAAGCCAUUUGAAAUGUCUGACUUUUAUAAAUACUCUACAAAGUUUAGGCAAGCAAAUGCCCAAAAAGUGCCUCCUAUGCCUGCACCUAACGCUAAUGUGAUAUAUAACAAAUUGCCAGUAGAGUUUUCCGAAUUUAGCCAAGAGCAUUGGCAUGGACAAACUAAUUAA